This is a messenger RNA of Dothidotthia symphoricarpi CBS 119687, 1179 nucleotides long. RefSeq names its product mannitol-1-phosphate 5-dehydrogenase. Gene Ontology annotation, molecular function: mannitol-1-phosphate 5-dehydrogenase activity. NCBI's taxonomy places the organism in Eukaryota, Fungi, Ascomycota, Dothideomycetes, Pleosporales, Dothidotthiaceae. The record is from RefSeq and is a predicted model, not a curated record. Gene Ontology annotation, cellular component: cytosol. The transcript has a single exon. The coding region runs from base 1 to 1179 and encodes 392 amino acids. Gene Ontology annotation, biological process: mannitol catabolic process.
AUGUCUUACGAGAAGAAGGCAGUCCACUUCGGUGGUGGCAACAUCGGCCGUGGCUUCGUCGCCGAGUUCCUUCACAACUCUGGCUACGAGGUCGUGUUCGUCGAUGUCAUGGACUCGAUCAUCGAGCAGCUCCAAAAGACACCUUCGUACACUGUCACCGAGAUUGGUGAGGAUGGCGAGCGUACCUUCACCAUUGACCACUACCGUGCCAUCAACUCCAAGCACGAGAUGGACAAGGUCGUCAAGGAGAUUGCCUCCGCUGACGUUGUUACCUGCGCUGUCGGGCCCAACAUCCUCAAGUUCGUCGCUGAGCCUGUCGCCAAGGCCAUUGAGGCCCGUACCCUCGACUACCCCAUUGCUGUCAUUGCUUGCGAGAACGCCAUCAACGCCACAACCACAUGGAGGGGUUUCAUCGAGGGCAAGCUGAGCGAGGACACCAAGAGCAGCAUCGACAAGAAGGCCCGUUUCGCUAACUCGGCCAUUGACCGAAUUGUGCCACAACAGGAGGCCAACGCUGGUCUGAACGUCAAGAUCGAGAAGUUCUUCGAGUGGUGCGUUGAGCAGAAGCCCUUUGACAACGGCGGCAAGAAGCCCGCGAUUGAGGGUGUCCACUACGUCGAUGACCUUGAGCCUUACAUCGAGCGCAAGCUCUUCACCGUCAACACUUCGCAUGCCACUGCUGCCUACUACGGGCACCAGAAGAAGAUCCCAUACAUCCACGAGGUGCUCCAAAACAAGGAGCUUCACGACAUCGUCCGUGACGCCGUCAAGGAGACUGCUCACUUGAUCGUCAACAAGCACGGCAUCUCCGCCAAGGAGCAGGAUGACUACGUCGACUCCAUCGUUGCACGUAUCUCCAACCCCGAGCUCAAGGACAACGUCGAGCGUGUCGGCCGUGCCCCUCUCCGCAAGCUCUCCCGCAAGGAGCGUUUCGUCGGCCCCGCUGCUCAGCUCGCUGAGCGCGGCGAGAAGUUCGACGCACUUCUUGGCUCCAUUGAAAUGGCUUACCGCUUCCAGAACGUCGAGGGUGACGACGAGUCCUUUGAGCUUGCCAAGAUCCUCAAGGAGAACUCUGCCGAGGAGGUCGUCACCAAGGUCAACGGCCUUGAGAAGGACCACCCGCUCUUCAAGAGCAUCGUCCCGAUCGUCCAGAAGGUUCAGACCAGCGCUUCUUUGUAA